Molecule: messenger RNA, 3497 nt
Organism: Drosophila navojoa
Lineage: Eukaryota; Metazoa; Arthropoda; Insecta; Diptera; Drosophilidae
Gene: ssp6
Product: PDZ domain-containing short spindle 6
Molecular function (GO): protein binding
Source: RefSeq, a predicted model, not a curated record
GCUCCUGUUACUGUUAUGCUCUCUCUAGGUGGCAACUCUGCGCAUGCGAAUUUAAAUUUGAGCGCACGGUAUGUCUACUGCCUUCUAUAUGCAACAUGAACGGCUGACAGUCAACAUGUGCCAUAAAUAUAAGUACUAACGGUAAUAUUCUGGUUGCACGUACUCCCCAUUGGCCGCUGCCACAUUCAGUACGGCACCAAGCUCGAACGGAAGUGGAACAAACGAAGCGGAAACACACACGACAAACGAAUAUGAAAAAAGUUUCUUUUCAACAAAACAAAUAGUAGCGCAGCAUUUGCUAGUCAAUUCUUAUGACUAAUUGCAAUUGUAACUUGGUCGGUGAUUGAAGCGAGCUGUUGCGCAGGUGUUUAUUAAUAUAUAUGGAGAUCUAUUAUUAUUUAUAAAACGCGAUAUAAUUUGUGUAGUUUUUGUCGGUAUCUGUUGUCGGGCUUUUUUCUUUUUGGCUACCUAGCAAAAUGAUUGAGUGUAGAAAUCAAUAGACAACGAAACCAUGAACAGCAUGAGCCGCCAGAGCAUUGCGUCGGCGGCGACAACAGCUGCAGCCGUCUCCAUGUCUGUUUCCAAUGCCACCUCGGUGGGCUCACUGAUAGCAGCCGCCGCUAGCAGCCAACAGCCAACGGCUUCCCACUACGUGAAUGGAACGGGCAGCUUGGGUCGUCUAAAGUACCAUCACAAAAGUCUCGAUGCCAGCGACGAGGAGCUUGAGUAUGCGCAGCUUUCACGCUCCACUCACAUUUUGGGCCGCUAUAAAUCGGAGCGUUUGCUGCCUGGCUCCAAGCCGGACGAGGAUCGCAGACGUCGCACGAUCAUUGUGGAGAAGAGAAACGAUUCGUAUGGCUUCACACUGCAGAGCUACGGCAUACACUACAAAUGCGACGAAGAGCUGGAGAUGAUUACGUAUGUGGACUAUGUGGAAUACGGUGGACCGGCCUAUCGAGCUGGGAUGCGUGAAGGCGACGUUAUACUCUCCAUCAAUGGCCACGAUAUGGAGAAGGCGGAUCAUAAGACCAUUGUGGAGUUUAUCAAGAAAUGCGAUAUGCGCAUGCGAAUGGUUGUGCUCUUCGAGGAUUGUGUGAGAAAGGUUGAUCUGCACAUGCGCUAUAUACAGCUGCAGAGUCUGUUGCAGCAGAAGAUGAACGAGCUGGAGCGAGUGCAUCUGCGUGAGCGGGAGCUGCUGGAGGGCAAGUGGAAGACGCACAGCUUGCCGGCGAGAAAGAAAGCAAAUGCCAAUACCUCGCCAAGUGACGGAGAAGGCGUCUCCCCAACAGAGGCGAGUGCGAAUGAGCCGGGCUUCUAUAGGCCCGCUUUGUCCACAGAGGAUGUGGCUAAUAUCGCACUGAGACAGCAGCCAGUUAUAAUUCCUCCACCCGCACAGUUUAUGCUCACGUAUCACUAUCUGGAUCCCAGCUACCGGUACCGCUAUGUGCUGCCAGGAGGUGCGGCAGCUGCUGGAGGGGAUCAGCACUAUGUGCUGCAGAGAACCGAGUCACUGGACACCAAUAGCUGCAGCCAGGUAACAGCUAACAGUCAGUACCACAGUGCGACAGCUAGCACAGUGAAGCCACCAGCGCCGCCGCCGCGAACCUGCGAGAAGCACAAGCCCCCAGCCAAGCAGAAGACCAAGCAUUGCCAUGGCAAUGGACACUCCUGCAAUCCCUGCUUGGGCCACUUUCGCUGGAAGUCUGCGGAGAAGUCGCACAGCAACGGCGACAAUGUGAGCCUGGAUGCCUACGAUCUGGCCAGCCCCUGCUGCGAGACACAGUGCGUGCCCUCACGGCGUCGCCAUCGCCAGCACAAGGAGCACAAGCACAAGCAUCGAGAGAGGGAGAGAGAGAAAGAAAAGGAGAGAUUGGAGUCUAAAGAGAAGCAGGCAACCAAGACACAUGCCUCGCCUGGCGCCAAUGUAACCAAGCCAGCUGCGACCGUGGAUCGGCAGCCUAAUCACCAUCAUCACCACCACCAUCAUCAUCAUCAUCGACAUGCACAAGAGCAGCAGCAGCAGCAACAGCAACAGCCACAGGAGCAGCAGCACUCACAUCAUCAUUAUCAUCAGCAGGCGCCUUCACAGGCGAGCAGCGUUCGGUCCCGCUAUUUUGAUUUAGCCUCUGGAUUGGCUAGCCAUUGUAGUCUGCAUUCCUGCACCUCGAGUGAAUUCGCACCCGCUGACUCGGCGUCAUAUACCACCUCCAUUAGCACGGAUACGCUGUUCUGGGAGCCUAAGAGCGAGGCGGCACAGUCUUCCAGGCAACACUCGACCAAGUCCAGGCAAUCCUAUGAGCAGCAUUCCCAGCAGCAGCAGCAGCAGCAACAGCAACAUCAGCAGCAACAGCAACAUCAACAGCAGCAACAACAACAUGGACAUCAUCAUCAUCAUCCGCAUUACCAUAUGACAGCUACUCAAGUGCAGCCCUCACAGAUCUAUCCAAACACCAUUGCUUACGUGCAAAAGCCCAAAUCCUGGGAUAAUCUAGCAACCAAGACGCUUGUGGGCCAAAGCUUCAACUACGGCUAUUUGGAUACAGUUGCCAUUAAGCCGGCGGUGAAACUGCAAAUAGCACAACAACGGCAUUCCAUGCCUAGGCGCAAUCCGUAUGGCCGCUAUUCCACCUAUGGCGAUGUGGAGAACUAUGCGCCGCCUCCUACCGAAUUUGUGGGUGAGCUGACGACCACCACGACCACCACCAUAACGGCCAAGUCCACAGAGGAGCUCCUGGCCGCCUGCGAUUGUCUAACACCACAGCAGCAGCAGGCGCUGAAGGCGGCGCAAUAUCAGCUAAGUCAAACACAAAAGCUAUCUCAUCAAAACUCCUGUCAGUUGGGCUACUAUUCGCACCUGCCCAGGCCAACGAAGGAUGUGGCCAGCUCUACAGGACAACAGCAGCCAACGGACAAUGGCUGCGACGUUGCCACCGUGUCGGAAGCAACGCGUCUGUAGGCAACGUCCAUCAACAACUCGUGCAACUAAACAAAUACCGUCUUUCAAGCCGACCCCUAUGAGAGUGCACUCUAAAAAUCCAAAACAGCGAUUCAAAUUGUCAUUAACUAACCACAUUCGAAUGUCUUAGCAGUAUGGCUGCGCUGAGUGUAUUUCCCAUUGGGGGUCUCUACACGAACAUUUGUACAUCGAAACAGAAACUGAAUGAAACAUCAUGCAGCCAAAUUUUAAUAAUUUUACAUUUAAAGAGAGAAAUGCAAAACAUAUGCAUAUGCCUUAGGAGGCCACAUCGAGUCAACGUCUAGUUCAGCUAAACAUAAACCGUCUUUCAUACAGCCAUCCAACCUAAAUGCACGUCAGCCGAAAUCUUACAUUCCUCAACAGUCUGGCAGCAUUGAGUGCAUUUAUAUUUGGGGGCCGGUGCAUGAAAAUUUUUACAUCGAAGCAAGUAGCAAAUGAUUGAGAAACAUCAUAGAGCCAAAUUUUAAACUAUUCAAAUUUUAAAACAGUUGCAAAAACAUAUACAAACAAUAUAAACAUA